AUGGCGACCAAAACCUCAGGAGAGGACAACUCCAACCUCAAGCCACCUACCCCAUCUGCUCAUUCAGUCUCUAGUGCAGAGCCAGUGGAAGGCGAAAAGCCGGUCACCCAUCCAACCACCGUAGAUCUUGAGCGUGUGGGUGAGACCGAAGGCUACGUACUCGAUGAAGCUCAACUUAGAGACCAACUUGGUCUCGGGGCAGAUGUGUCCUUGAAGAAGUCAAAGAAAGGUGUCGUCUUGAUCCCUCAGCCAACAGAUGACCCGGCAGACCCAUACAAUUGGAUCCCCUUGAAGAAGGGUCUUAUUCUGGUGGUCCUUGCCGUCAAUGCCUGUACUGCAGAUUACUCUGCUGCUACAGGUGCCAGCGCACUGCUUCCUCAAGCCCAAGAGUGGCACAUUUCGCCCGAUGAAGUCAACCAUGCUACCGCUGGAAAUACUUUCAUGCUCGGGAUUGGAGGCCUCGCAACCGUAUGGCUUGGGGCCUACUUCGGACGGUUGCCAGUUCUGUUUUGGUUCAGCUGCUUGUCCGCAGGAACUGCCGCCUGGUCAGCGGCGGCCAAAAGCUUUGAGUCCUAUAUGGCUUCCCGAAUUCUGAACGGAACCUUCUGCGUCGCUGGUGCCGCGAGUGGACUAUCGUGGAUAAAUGAUGUCUUCUUUUUCCAUCAACGUCCACGAAAGAUCAAUAUCUGGUCUACCGCGAUCAUCUUGUCACCUUUCCUGGGGCCGCAGUUUAUGGCUGCAAUCAUCAGUGUGGACAGCUGGAGAACUGGCAUGUGGUUGAAUUUCGGUAUCAUCAUGCUAGGAGUCGCGUUGAUUGUGGCCUUUGGAGACGAGACCUUCUACCCACGUCAUCUUCCCAAGGAACAGGUCCCACCUCGCAAAAACCGACUGCUCAGAGUUGUGGGCGUCGAACAGGCUCGAACUCACUAUACCACUAACACUUUUUUGGAAGCCGGAAGUCGUUUGGCAUAUACCGCCACCAAGUUACCAGUGUUCUUGAUCUGCCUCUUCUACUUUUUUGAUUUCCCAUGGACCAUCGCGAACAACACGACCAUUUCCGUCUUGAUCGUGCCAGCAUAUAACUUCAACUUCCGCAACCUGGCGGCCAUCUACACUGCUCCAGUGGUGGGUGCAGUCCUUGGCCUUGUGGUAGGGCACUUCCUGUUCGAUCUCAUUGGGAGACUAUAUGCCAGAUACCACAACGGAAGACUCGAGCCCGAGAACCGUCUAAUCAUCUUGUACCUGAUUCUCCCAUUGAAGAUCAUCGGAUACAACCUCAUCGGGGUGACACUUCACAAUGCGCAAACCUGGUCCUGGUGGGUUCUUGCCAUCGGCUGGGCCAUGCACAACUUUGCGACCAUUGUAACCACCACAGCCGUCGGCGCCUACCUCCUCGAUUCAUAUCCCGAAGCUGGUGGCGAAUGCGCAGCCUGGAUCAACUUUUCACGUACACUCGGUAAGUUAGCUCGUCAAUCUCGCAGAUUGGAGACCCCGAUAUCCAUCUUAUUGUUCCCAAACGUUACCAAUGCUAACAUGUACACCACCAAUAAACCAGGUGGCUUCAUCGUCGGAUACAUCCAACUCAAUUGGGCCGCCAAAGCCGGCACACAGACAGAAUACGGCAUCCAGACCGGCAUCAUGGGCGCCGCAUUCCUGAUUGUAAUUUUCCUGCAGUUCUUCGGCGCAAAGCUGAGACACGCUCAAGGUCCGCUGAAUUUCCGAACGAAUUAG
Molecule: messenger RNA, 1731 nt
Organism: Exophiala bonariae
Lineage: Eukaryota; Fungi; Ascomycota; Eurotiomycetes; Chaetothyriales; Herpotrichiellaceae
Exons: 3
Coding region: 1-1731 (576 amino acids)
Biological process (GO): transmembrane transport
Cellular component (GO): plasma membrane
Molecular function (GO): transmembrane transporter activity
Source: RefSeq, a predicted model, not a curated record